Molecule: messenger RNA, 4974 nt
Organism: Perognathus longimembris pacificus (Pacific pocket mouse)
Lineage: Eukaryota; Metazoa; Chordata; Mammalia; Rodentia; Heteromyidae
Gene: Rp1l1
Product: RP1 like 1
Exons: 5
Coding region: 1-4974 (1657 amino acids)
Biological process (GO): photoreceptor cell development; axoneme assembly; intracellular signal transduction
Cellular component (GO): axoneme
Source: RefSeq, a predicted model, not a curated record
AUGAACAGCACCCCAAGCAACGGCCAGGCCCCGGGCCGCCGGCAGCGCCUCCCGCCCUCCGCGGCUGGCACUCCCUCGGUCACCAAGGUCGCCCCGGCCAAGAAGAUCACCUUCUUCAAGCGAGGGGACCCCCGGUGUGCCGGGGUUCGCGUGGCCGUUCACCAGCGAGCCUUCAAGACCUUCGGUGCCCUGAUGGAUGAGCUCUCUGGACGCAUGCCUCUGUCUUUCGGGGUGCGCUCCGUCACCACGCCCCGGGGACUGCAUAGCCUCAGCACCCUAGAACAGCUCCAAGAUGGAGGCUGCUACCUCUGCUCCGACAGGAAGCCCCCCAAGACCCCCAGCGGGCCAGGUCGGCCCCCAGGGAGCAGCUCUUCCGCUCUGCAGUCCUGGGGUCUCACCGGUGGGCGGGAGACACUGGGCGCGACAGCCCCACGGAGAGUGACCCUGGUGAAGAAUGGGGACCCCAGGUCCCGGAGGGGCACGGUUCUCAGUCACAGGAACACAAGGAGCCUGGCGGCCUUCCUCAGCAGGGCCUCCGACCUUCUGCGCUUCCCCGUGAAACAGCUGUACACAACCAGUGGGGAAAAGGUGGACUGUCUGCAAGCCUUGCUGCAUAGCCCCUCUGUGCUGGUGUGUGUGGGGAAUGAGGCCCUCAGGCCUCUGGAGGUAGACGAUGCUGGGGAAACCAGGACUGGAACUGUAUCCGGGCUGACUUCACAGAGCAAAAAUGGUCGCUGGGGACCAAAGGCCAAACAGAGCGAGAUCCAUCUGCGGUCCAGAUCUGGGGGGAAGCCACCACCGUCUUCCUCACUGUCAGCCAAGUCUGGUGACCACCCCCCCUCCGGCCAUCCUGCCUGCACGGGGCCUGCCCCCCACAGCCACCCUGGGGACGUGCCCACCCGCCCCGGGCCCUUGGUGGCCGGCGACAAUGUGGAGAAGAAUGUCCACGUGAACGAGGACGGCAGCCUGUCUGUGGAGAUGAAGGUCCGCUUCCAGCUCCUGGGCGAGGACGCCCUGCUGUGGUCGCAGAGGCUGGGCUGGGCGGGCGCCCGCUCGGCGGUCCCCGGAGACGCGGGGCCUCCCUGCCGCAGGCCGGAGGGCCGUCCCUGCGGCUCUGUGGAGUCUGGGGCACCGCCAGGGUGCCGGGGAGCCUUCGGUACAGACCGGCAGCCGGGGCCCAGCUACGACAUCUGGAGGAACCCGCUGUGCGUCCCCCGGGAGGGGCAGCCAGCUCCCAGGAGGACCUGGGUGCCCACCCAACGCGCCCACUGCGGGUACUACAGGCGCCAAGGGACCCGUGGCCCGGAGAGCAUCGGCCCGGCCUCGAGUGCUGCCAACGCUGACACUUCCGAGACAGACUCCUGCGACCCCAGGGCCCUGGAAAGUGGGGGAGACAGCCGCGGCCCGUGCCCAGGCUCUGCGAGUGCCGCGCAGAGCAGGGUGCAGCAGGAAGCCGGCCAAGGCCCGUGCACGGAGGGACGGGGGCCCCGUGGCCUCCUGGGGCCUAGAACCCGGGGUGUCGCGAGGGCCUUUUCUGACUCAUCAGCCAGCGCUGGGCCUCCCGGGGAGACCGGCAAGGGGGGUGGUCAGCAUCCUGCCUGCCCGAGAAGAGCUGCGGCUUCCCGGGGGAAGGCCACCCAGGCCCGCAGCCCCAGGGCCGCCGCGCUCAGCCCUUCGUCUGGGAGCCACAAGGACCUCCGGGCGGAGAAGUGCGGACCGGGCGCCCGGUGCCAGCAGCCCAGGAGCCGGCUGCCCCCCCGGAGUCUGGACUACGCGCGCUCUUGGGGUGCAGAGGGAGGCUCCACCCCGCCUCCAGCCUCGGCCCCGGCCCCGCCCAGCCUCCCGGCCCUGCACCGGGCAGCCCGGAGAGGCCGUGCCAGGCGCUGCCCCGCACACCGGCCGGCAGCCCUGCCGGCACCGAGGCCGCCCGCCCGGAGAAGGGCCUCCCUCGGCGGCACGACGCCAGGCUCUCCCCAGAACCCACCCCGGGCUGGAGGACAGGCUCCCGGGGGCCCGAGGCCACCCGCCCUUGGCUCCCAGGACUUGGCGGUGGCCGCGAGUGACUCGGACGGUGCUUCUGGGUCCCAUCGGCCCCGGGUGGCCUCUGAGGAGCCGGCGGGGCAGACCAAGUGCGGGGGGCACUCCUCGGCCCCCACACGAGGGGCGGGCAGCCUGGGGGACGAGGCUGGGAGCACCCCCGAGCCCCCCUCCUCCCCCUCCUCCUCCCCCUCCUCCGUCCUGCUGGAUGGAUGUCCCGGGGGUGGGGAGUCCCGAGCCCCCCCCCAGCGGCCGCUGCUCACGGACGGAGGCCGGCCCGGCCUUGGGGGACCCGACUCAGGCCUGCUGGGGGCGCAGCAGCUACGUCCCCACCCCCCCGGGGCAGCCCCCCCGGGCACGGACGCGCCCCUCGAGCUGCGGGGCGGACGGCGGGGCGGGGCGCGGGAGGAAGACCCCGGCGCGGGGCCCGGCCGUCUGCCCCACAGCUCGCCGGACGCCAUCAUCCGGGGGUGGCUGGACGACAUCCCAGAGGCACCGGUGCUCAUGGGGUACGGGGCGCUGGGGGAGCCCCCGGAGGCGGGCGGCGGCGGCCCCGAGGGCCUGGGCGCGGAGGAGGGCCCCGGGGACGACGCCCCUUCUCUGAAAGGCUCGGUGGCGCUGGCUGGGGCCCGGCGGCCCUCGGAGGGGGAGCCAGCAGAGGCCCUCCCGGCGGGGAGCCCUACGGGCCCUGAGCCAGAAGCCGCCCCCCACCCGGGCAAGGCCCCAGGAGAGGCGUCCGAGCCCCGGGAGGCCCAAGAGGGCGCGGGGGCCCGUGGGCGCGCUGGCGGGAGCCCGUGGGCGCUUCCCGGAAGGGCGGCCGCCCCCGCGCAGGUGGUGAAGGCCCUGCUGGGCGUCGGGCGGGACCGGCCCAGCAGCCUGCCCGAGGUGUCGAGCGCCGCGGCCCGCAGGCUCGGCCGCGCCGCCGGGGCCCUGGUCGCCUGCCUCGCCCGGCUCCACUUCUUCCACGAAGAUCGCGGGGCCCCGGCUGGCAAAGCGAGGCGCCCGGGCUCCUCCGGGUGCCCGGAGCUACUGAGCGAGCUCUCCCCAGCCCUGUGGCCAAGGGGCGGCCUGGCGCGAGGCCGCGGGGACGCGGGCGUUGGGGUGCUCGCGUCCCCCCAGGCCCUGCCGGGGACGGAGGGCUUCACGCCCACCUCCUCCUCGGGCGUGGACGUCAGCAGCGGCUCGGGGGGCUCGGGGGGCUCCGGGGAAGGCAGCGGGCCCUGCGCCACGGAGCCGCCCCCGAAAGCCUCCCACGGGCCAGAUCCUGGAACCCUGAGGUGUCCCCAGGACUUGGGCGCCCCACCGCCAAGAUUCCCCACCAGCGCCCCCCACCUCCAGGAGCCGGGAAGGGACGGCGGGAGGCAGGAGCCAGGCCCGGGGCCGGAGGAGGCGCGGGCAGAGCGCACGGAGGGAGGAGGGGGGGCUGAGGAGGAGCGAGCCCUCCAGCAAGGCGCGCCCGGGGCUCGCUCUGGGGACGCCGAGGGCUCGCCGGAAGACGCGGGGGUGCCGGAAGAGGAAGCCGGAGGAGGCCCCGAGGGACCCGCGGAGCCCCCCGAAGGUUCCAGUGGCCCGGACUCCCGUGGCAGGCAGGGCCCACGCGGGUCGCCGGGGCAGGCUGCUUCGGAAGGGCCGUCCGGAGGCGCUCCGAUGGGCCCCGCGUCUGGAAGGGAGAGCACGGCCCCGGCCCGCGGGGGCUCCCGGGACCCCGACCCCCGCUGGGUGUCCCAGCUGCUCCGGAAGAUGGAGAAGGCCUUCCUGGCUCACCUGGCCGAGGCCGCGGGCGAGCUGCGGGCGCGCUGGGACCUGCAGGACGGCGGCGGGCUGGACCCCGUGGUGGCCGAGCUCACGCGGGACGUGGGCCUGCGGCUCCACGCGAGCACGGAGCGGGAGCUCCGCAAGGUCCGCAGCCGGGCCGGGAGGACCGCGCCGCCCAGGACGGUCCCCGCGCCUCCCCCAGCAGCUCUCCCGGCACAGGCGUCCCUGCAGACCGAGCGGCGCCGCCGUCUCUGGGGCCUGCACAACCUCUCGGGGUUCCCAGAACCGGGCCACGGCGGGGGGCUGCUGCCCCCGGCCCGGGAGGACGGGCCCGCCCCGGGCGCAGGGCUGGGCAGGGAGGCCGCGGGGGAGGACGCGUUCUGCCCUUGCCAUGCCUGCGCCAGGAAGCCAGCGGCCCUCCCGCCCCCCCAUUCCACCGCGGGCGCCCCCAUCAGGAAGGCCUUUGACCUUCGGCAGAUCCUGCAGAAGAAGAAAGGAGGGGGGGCAGAGCCUUCCCCGGAGGCCGUCCAGGGGGAGGCAGGGGGCGCCGAGUACCCCGAGAGGGAGGCGGCCGCCCCCAGCGCGCUGGAGCUGGACGGCGUGACGGAGCAGGGGGGACCCCGGGGCCGGGGCUCGGAGGAGGGGGCCGCUGUAGAGGCCGAGGGGGGACAGGCCGAGGGGGGCUGUGAAGCCAGAGAAGAGGGGCAGGCAGAGGCAGAAGACGGACAUGAAGGGAAGGGAAAGAGUGGCUCUCUGGUGGAUCCAGGGACGAGCCCGAGAGGGGAAGCUUCUAGAAGGAGCAGUCUAAACCAAGAAGGGAGGCCCACACCACCGGCUCCCCAGAGUCCAAGCCCCCCAACACCGUCUGCCACCCGUGGCUGCCCCGUCGCAGAGCCCCCGGGAGACCGCUCCCCGGCCUCCCGGCAAGGCGCCAGCGCGGACCCCGGGUGCCCCGACGUAGGAGCUCGGGGGGCUCCGCGUGCCGAGGGAAAAACCACCACCAUGUAUCCAGAAAGUUCCACUUCGGAGCAAGAAGAAGCCGCUUCAGACCCAGGGGUUCCAGUGCAGGGGGCGGAGGGAGACGACGAUGUGGGAGGGGACGAGAGGGCUUCUGGAAGCUUCUCCCGCACCCACGCAGGGGACAGGGCAGAGCGCUUUGGCCGGGACGACUUGGAUUUCUAG